Molecule: messenger RNA, 990 nt
Organism: Helobdella robusta
Lineage: Eukaryota; Metazoa; Annelida; Clitellata; Rhynchobdellida; Glossiphoniidae
Exons: 5
Coding region: 1-990 (329 amino acids)
Source: RefSeq, a predicted model, not a curated record
AUGGCGUCUUCAUUUUCAUCAUCUAUCUCCUCUCCAAUCUACUCAUCGUCAUCAUCCAUGACAUCAUCAUCAUCAUCAGCGUCAUCAGUGACGUCAUCGUCGUCGUCAUCAAAGAUUCUGACGGCAAACCUCGGCUCGAGCGUUCGAAUUGAUUGCGACAUCUCGCGACAAAUGUUGGAGGAGGCCAUCUUGAAUAUGUCGGCCAGCAGUGGCGGGAAAACGCUGGUGAUGACGUCAUCGGAUUAUAUUAUGACGUGGCAGAAACGUUAUAGCGUCAUGCCGCUAUUCAUCCAGUUUAACGGGUUUCCGCCUCACAUUGAGGAAGAAUAUCAGGGACGAAUUUCUCAGCUACCCUCUCCAUCAUCAUCAUUAUCUCUACCGUCAUCAUCAUCUUCUUCUUCAUCAUCUUCUUCUUCAUCCUCGAUUGUACUUCCUUCCUCUCUGCAAAUCAACAACGUCCUGGUCAGUGAUGAAGGUUACUACACGUGCAGCGUUGUCUACCUGGAGAGAGAUGAAAAUGUUGGAGGGGGGAGGAGUGUUAAUGGCUCAUGGAUCUAUCUCUCAGUUCACGCAUCACUGCCCGGUAUGAAACUUACCCGAUCUGCAUUCACGUCACAUCCCCUCGACGCGUUUUUCAUCCUAAGUCUUCGGCGAGAGCUGGUCAUUUGGUCAAUUUUUCAUCUUUAUGUUCAUUUUGUGAUAAAUCAAGUGGGACCCAAUGUGUCUGAGCUGAACAAUAACAACAACAACAACAGCAACAAUAACAACAACAAUAACAAUAAUAAUAAUAAUAAUAAUAAUAAUAAUAAUAAUAAGAGGAAGAGGAGGAAGAAGAGUAAUAAUAAUAUUAAAGGCAAUAUAGACAAGAUGUAUACACAAUCGUGUCCAGAUGACGUGCCUGUGCACGAUGACGUCAUCACGACUGCUGACACGACACCUUCUUUUAUUAUCGCUCUGUUCCAGGCGCCUGCCUCCAUGCGCAGGACUUGA